AUGCGUACCUCCUUCUUCCUCGCAGCAGCCCUUGCUACACUGGGCACCCAAGCGGACGACAGUAGCACCGACGUCAUCGGCUACUUCUCUCCUUCUUGGGACGGAGGCCUACUCCAGUACGGCGGUUGGACAAGCACAGCCGCCAGCCUCGUCACCUACAACAGCGCAGCCGCGACAUACCACACGCCCCCCAAGACGGACUGCAACUACCCGACACCAUGGACAAUCGUCCAAGGCCCGGAGACCGUCAGCUUCACGGGGAAAUAUAUCGCAUCCACUUCGGGCGAGUCGACCAGCUAUGAUAUCACUCUCACCCAGUCGUACGAGUGUUCCCUGAAAGCUUCGACCGAGUCGGCUAGCUGCACUAUGAGUGUUGGCAAGAGUGGAUCCUUGGCCGGAGCGAAAUAUGAAUCUUCCACUUCUAGCAAGGCGACCUAUACCACUGCGCCGAUGUCGAAUUCUUACUACCAGUUGACGGUAACUGCGGGAUUGCCGUCGAGUUCCACGGAGGUUCAGACGACGCAGUCGACUGGUGGGGCUGCUGGUCCUGCUGCUUUGAUUACGGCUGCUCCUAUGGUUGCUGCUGCUGUGGCUGUUCUACUGUGA
Messenger RNA from Penicillium mononematosum, 606 nucleotides. RefSeq lists its product as uncharacterized. Lineage: Eukaryota; Fungi; Ascomycota; Eurotiomycetes; Eurotiales; Aspergillaceae. The transcript is spliced from 2 exons. Bases 1 to 606 code for a protein of 201 amino acids. The record is from RefSeq and is a predicted model, not a curated record.